CGGGAAGGAAGCGGUUGUGAGGACACGCGCGGCCGACGACCGCGGGCGAUGUCGCUGGCAGAGGGCCUGGCUUCUCUUGGUCCUGGAGACCUAGGCCCACUCCCCGAGGAUCAUUUAGUGCCCCGUAAUGAUGCUUUGACCCCUCAAGAGGAAGAACAAUUACAAAUCACAGUUAGUAUACCAAAUGCUACAUAUUUUGAGAUGAGGAAGGUUGAUCUCUGUUUGAGCUCUGAAGGGACUGAGGUGAUCCUGGCUACCUCGAGUGAUGAAAAGCACCCGCCUGAAAAUAUCAUUGAUGGGCAGCCAGACACCUUCUGGACAACUACAGGCAUGUUUCCCCAGGAGUUUAUGAUUCGCUUUCACAAAAACGUGAAGAUCGAAAAGCUCGUGAUCCAGAGUUACUUGGUUCGGACCUUGAGGAUUGAGAAGACCACCUCUAAAGAGCCAUCCGAUUUUGAGCAGUGGGUGGAAACAGAUUUAGUACACACAGAGGGGCAGCUUCAAAAUGAAGAAAUCGUGGCACAAGAUGGCUAUGCCACUUUCUUGAGAUUCAUUAUCAUCUCAGCCUUCGAUCAUUUUGCAUCUGUACACAGCGUUUCUGCGGAGGGCCUAGUAGUCUCAAAUCUUUGUCAGUAAUUACAACAAAGUGCUCUAAACUACUUUUAAAACAUAUUUAUUGAAACACAAAAUUAUCUUUGAUAUUUUUACUAUUAAAUAGAUUUGUAUCACUGUU
Molecule: messenger RNA, 733 nt
Organism: Meriones unguiculatus (Mongolian gerbil)
Lineage: Eukaryota; Metazoa; Chordata; Mammalia; Rodentia; Muridae
Gene: Ift25
Product: intraflagellar transport 25
Exons: 6
Coding region: 49-636 (195 amino acids)
Biological process (GO): intraciliary transport
Cellular component (GO): intraciliary transport particle B; cilium; centrosome
Source: RefSeq, a predicted model, not a curated record